This is a messenger RNA of Rhodamnia argentea, 4073 nucleotides long. RefSeq names its product NADH-ubiquinone oxidoreductase chain 4-like. Lineage: Eukaryota; Viridiplantae; Streptophyta; Magnoliopsida; Myrtales; Myrtaceae. Gene Ontology annotation, molecular function: ubiquinone binding; NADH dehydrogenase (ubiquinone) activity. The coding region runs from base 1 to 1128 and encodes 375 amino acids. The record is from RefSeq and is a predicted model, not a curated record. The transcript is spliced from 4 exons. Gene Ontology annotation, biological process: electron transport coupled proton transport; ATP synthesis coupled electron transport; aerobic respiration.
AUGCGGGCAGGGGAGAGCUCGGCAGAAGGGAGUGGCUACCUACUGGAGCUUCGACCAACCACCACCGGUCAAUUCCGCUUUGGGGCCACCCCUUACUCUACCAUUAUUAUAGGGGUAUGGGGUUCGAGACAAAGAAAGAUCAAGGCAGCAUAUCAGUUUUUCCUUUAUACUUUACUUGGAUCUGUUUUUAUGCUAUUAGCUAUUCUGUUGAUUCUUCUCCAAACAGGAACCACCGAUUUACAAAUAUCAUUAACCACAGAAUUUAGUGAGCGGCGCCAAAUCUUUCUAUGGAUUGCUUCUUUCGCCUCUUUCGCCGUCAAAGUGCCUAUGGUACCAGUUCAUAUUUGGUUACCCGAAGCUCAUGUAGAGGCACCUACGGCAGGAUCCGUCAUCUUGGCAGGAAUUCUUUUAAAAUUGGGAACCUACGGGUUUUUAAGAUUUUCAAUACCCAUGUUUCCCGAAGCGACACUUUGUUCCACUCCUUUCAUUUAUACUCCAAGCGCGAUUGCUAUAAUAUAUACUUCCUUGACCACUUCAAGACAGAUCGAUCUUAAGAAGAUCAUUGCUUACUCCUCAGUAGCCCAUAUGAAUCUGGUGACUAUUGGUAUGUUUAGUCCGAACAUACAGGGAAUUGGAGGUAGCAUUCCACCGAUGUUAAGUCAUGGACUGGUUUCUUCAGCCCUUUUUCUAUGUGUUGGUGUUCUAUAUGACCGACAUAAGACUCGACUUGUUAGAUAUUACGGAGGUUCAGUGAGCACCAUGCCGAAUCUCUCUACCAUUUCCUUCUCUUCCACUUUGGCCAAUAUGAGUUCACCUGGUACUAGCAGCUUUAUCGGGGAAUUUCCCAUCUUAGUAGGAGCUUUCCAAAGAAAUAGCUUAGUAGCCACAUUAGCAGCGCUUGGGAUGAUUUUAGGCGCGGCGUAUUCCCUUUGGCUAUACAAUCGUGCGGUUUCUGGAAAUUUAAAACCCGAUUUCCUCCAUAAAUUCUCCGAUCUAAAUGGCAGAGAAGUUUCCAUAUUUAUACCUUUUCUUGUUGGAGUUCUUUGGAUGGGUGUUCACCCCAAAGUGUUCCCGGACUGCAUGCAUACAUCCGUAAGUAACUUAGUGCAACAUGGCAAAUUUCAUUGAGAGGAAUCAGCAAAGAAAAGAAAGAGGGUUCCAAACCUAUCAACUCGUAACAAGUUGCUGGCUCGAAGCGAAGUAGGACAUUCUCCUUUUUUCACUUCGAAUCGAAUUCGAAACCGGCGUGAGGCUGCUGGAUGCUUCUGAUCAAUAGAACAGGAAGAGGAGCCAAAAAUCAAAACCAGAAAAAUGUUCGUCGAUUCUUUCUUUGUCGAAUUCUCACCCAUCCAACUUCCUUAUGAUUCUCUUCCAGAAAGAAGUAAAUUCUUCUUGGACGAGGAUCUAUCGUUCUUCAUUCUAUUCAUACUGCAUUCUUUAAUAAUAUUUUAUCGAGUGCUAAAAGAAGUGAGAAAGGAGAAAGAAGUGAUAAAAAACUUUCUUUCUUCGGACUCUUUGGAACGAAAGACUUGGUUUUUGGUAAUCCUGUCUUUCGUUCUCAUAGGAUGGGUAGGAAUCCCAUAUCCUGAAAUCGCCUCUUGCGAUGGAAGGAACGCUUUCUCGCCACCACCUAGUCCAGUGCCAUUGCCGGAAGAACCGGUUACUCCCCCCGAAGCUCCGCCGGUACCUCAACCGGUUGUUAUUCCCCAAUUGGACCAGCCUCUUCUCGGGGAUGACAGCCGAAGGAGCCUCCUUUAGAACAGGUACCUUUUCCUUAAUUUCGGGGGGAAUGAUGACCUCCGCCGGAUGGUGUCCAUUCUAGAAGCCCAAGUCAUUGUGGAGCGCCAUGUGGAGGCUGCAUUGGUCCAUGAUAACUUUCAUCCAGAGUCCAUUCUUGCGCGAUAUGUAGAAAUUCGGGGGUCUUCUACAUUCGCCGCAAGGGGAGCUUUUGAGUGAACGCACCUCUCACUCCUAGGUCACUCAGAUAGUGAAAGAUGGCACCCGACAAAGCGUUCCCUAUCGCCGGAUUAGGAGAGCCAUCCAGAACGCGGAUCUCUCGUUGUAAGAUCAUCGUUUUGGUUGGGUGGAAGGGAUCUCUCUUGAUGAUGAUGUUACGCGGCGUUCAGAACCAGCCUUGAAGUGAAUGAAUUAGAAAGAACGAAGAAGUACGGAAAUGAGACGACUCUUUCUUGAACUAUAUCAUAAACAGAUCUUCCCCUCCACACCAAUCACGAGUUUUUCUCCGUUCCUCUCGUAUAUCGUCGUAACGCCCUUAAUGCUAGGUUUUGAAAAAGACUUUUCAUGUCAUUCCCAUUUAGGUCCGAUUUGGAUCCCUCCGUUGUUUCCUUUUCCUCCCGCACCUUUUCCUCGAAAUGAGAAAGAAGAUGGUACACUCGAAUUGUAUUAUUUAAGUGCUUAUUGCUUGCCAAAGAUCCUACUUCUACAAUUGGUAGGUCACCGGGUUAUUCAAAUAAGUCGUGUUUUCCGUGGUUUUCCCAUGUUACAACUUCUGUACCAAUUCGGUCGAUCCGGAAUGGAUCGGUUAAACAUUCUAUUAGGGAGUCCGGUCUUGACUCUUCUGUGUGGUAUUCAUUCUCGUUCGGCUCUUGGAAUCACAUCCAGCAGUGGUUGGAACAGCUCGCAAAAUCCAACCACUUCACCUACUUCAUUGCCCCCAACCCUUUCUCGUACCUCUAUUGAAACAGAAUGGUUUCAUGUUCUUUCAUCGAUUGGUUAUUCCUCUCCGUUCGUAUCUCUUUUUCCAAUUUCGGUCUCGAUUAGUUCACAAGAUUGAAUGGCCAAGUCUCCUCCGGACCCUCGAUUCGAUUGUUUUCCAAGAAUGUUGAGCCGGCUAUGUAAGCCAUGUAUCUGGGAGGAAGUUCAAAGAAGGGAUUUAUUUCGGUUUUUGAACCCUGUUUUGGCAUCCGUGGUUGGGCUUGGGUUGCUACUUCUACGGGGUCGGUAUUUGUAAAUGGCGGGAUUCUUACCCACACCUGUUCGAGAAUCCAAUCGGUAAGUUGAGGUUUCCGUCCAAUCAAUCGGAGUUUCGGUAAACUGAUUUAGGGCUGGCAUUCCCAAGUCCUUAUUUCAUUUCGUUUCUAAAGAAAGUUCAGUUCAGAAUACGAGCCUUCACUUGAAUCUAUCUCCUUUCCAGAAGGCUAGGCUAGGCAAGUGCUCUUGCUAUCCCCUUAGUCGUGGAUAACCCUCAGUAGUAUAGUCUGAUUCUAUUCUAGCGGUAAUAAAUGGCCGAAUCCGUCUGCCCCUUUCUUCGUACGCAAGUCAGGAACUGGCCAACGAUUGUCUCGAGCUACAUGCCCUUCUCAUAAGAUGUUGUCUGUCUUUCUAGCCCGGUACCAGUAGUUCUCCAUAGUCUAAUGGACACUAAGCAUAACCUUCGCCCCCAAAGAGCAGCGCUAUGUCGGUAACCGCAGAGUAGAAGUUGGCAGAAUAGAAAACCGAACUCUUAUCCCCGGGAUCUAACCUCCUUUAUCUAGACGAGGUCUCACUAUCGUCCUCGUUUGGCUUACAGUAAGCUGGCUGCUAUAUAAAUAGAAUAACGACCCCUCGAUUUAGGGCGGUGGUAGGUGCCUAAGACCUCCGCCGUACCUUACCGGAUCCGGGCUCUAGGUGUGAUGUAGAUUAGGUCCCAGUGCGAGUAGGUGGAUGCUCCUUCUGUUCGAGCAAGAGAGAAGGAUGAUGCCCGAGUACGAUGGAAAGGGAAAGAAAGCUUUCGAAAGCUCUCGGAAGGCAUUAUCUAUAAAACCAUUCCAUGAGCUUUCGAAAGGGCGGAGGCCAAGAACUUCUAAGUCAGUUCCAAGAAAUACAAGGAGGGGCACUGGCCCUACCAAUGCCAAUGAUGUGCCUUUGAGCUUUGACUCUUUUUUGAUAGGGUGAAAAGACGGGAGAGUCUAAUGAUUGAUAUCAUUUUUUAGAUCUGGCAAAUCAUUCCCAACGAGGAUAAGCAUGAGCGAGGACUUCCUUUCUGCGGAAUCGAAUGAAGGAGGAAAUGGAUGCGACAAUGAAUGAAGCCGAUCCAGGUAAGGUAGGGCAGCAUCUUUUCCAGCGCUGUUAAG